Molecule: messenger RNA, 1443 nt
Organism: Aureobasidium melanogenum CBS 110374
Lineage: Eukaryota; Fungi; Ascomycota; Dothideomycetes; Dothideales; Saccotheciaceae
Product: FabD/lysophospholipase-like protein
Exons: 3
Coding region: 1-1443 (480 amino acids)
Biological process (GO): arachidonate metabolic process
Cellular component (GO): membrane
Source: RefSeq, a predicted model, not a curated record
AUGUUCGGCACAAGCACUGGAGGGAUCAUCGCCAUCAUGCUCGGUCGACUUCGUAUGGGCAUCAACGACUGCAUCGACACUUACCGCAACCUCGGCCGCGAAAUUUUUGAGAAGAGACAGCCCUUCCAUUUCUUGGGUCAGAACAAAUAUGAUUGCACGAAGCUUGAGCGAAUCAUAAAAGAUGUUGUACAAAGGCGUAGUGGGAACACAGAUGCCCCGAUCGCAGACUCCAACGUGUUGAACAAAUCGCAUCCUAACAAACAGGAUCGAGCGCAAAAUAGAUGCAUACCAUGUCGCGUGGGCGUCUUUGCAGUACAAAGUGACACGCACAGUGGCAUGGAUGAGAAACUCCACCUUUUUCGAACGUAUUUCAAUCCGACGCCCCCAAGUGCCAACGAACGGCAGGACCUCACGAUUAGUCUCCAUCGACAGAAACUCGACUUUCCCAUAUGGAAGAUAGCGCGGGCUACCUCUGCCGCUCCAACUUACUUUAAGUCUAUCGAAGUGGACGGUCUCAAGCUUCUGGAUGGUGGUCUGCUAGCCAACAAUCCGAGCCAACAUGCCAGAUACGAAGUAAAUUCUAUGCACCGACAUCACCCGUCUGGUAGCUGCAAACCAUCUGAAAGAGGAACAUUCGAUGGCGGCAUACGUUUCCUGGUCUCCCUUGGCACAGGCAAGCAAGCUGAUCAACUGAUCACCAGAGGCGCAGGUCCCAUUCCAAAACUUCUGAGCAUCGUCAGACGUGCACUAAAGAAGAUGACCGACCCGGAACCGGUACAUCAAGAUUUGCACAGCGCUUUGGAUGAAGGUGUGUAUUACCGCUUCAAUGUCGAGGAGGACCUCAAGAAAAUGAAGCUCGACGAAUGCAUCGUCAAGGGUGAAGACAACAUCACCUUCAGCAGAAUUGAAAGCGCGGUCAGAAACUACUUCAACAACGGAGUUGUUAGGGACAAUGCACAAUCUCUUGCUAAACAGCUUGUCAAGCAUCGUCGGGACAGACGCAAUCCCGGUCACGAGUGGUACCGCAACCUUACAAUACCUGGCCCACCACCGAGUUCAAUGGAUGAAAGGUAUAAAAGCGACGAGUUUUCUAACGGUACCAUCAACGCAGAUCGAAGACCCUCGCUGCCUGAGCCAUUAUUCCGGGCUAUCGAAAUGCCUGCACAGAUGCCAGAGAUGCCGACGGGAUUGAUGAUUCCCGAGCUGGGGCCCGGAAGCCCGAUGCAAGGCUCUACUCGCAGUCUUCCCACAAGUCCGAUAUGUAUGUACGACUCAGCUAGAUCUCCUCAGAAAGAGUGGAACACACCAAGCUCACGAAUCUUGGAGUACUAUACCCCUCCGCAGGAGUGGGACAAUAGAGGCCUUGGUAUACAUGACUUUGCUGCAUCGUCGGACAGAGAAAGUAGCCUUCCUCCGCCGUCCGCACUAGAUACUCCAAGUUAA